AUGAACUCAGAUUGCAUCCCCUAUGAUCUCAUGAUCGAUAUAUUCUCGAGACUGCCUAAAAAAUCUAUCGCUAGGUUUCAUUGCGUGUCGAAGCAAUGGAGUUCCAUGUUUCACAGUCAAGAUUUCACCAAGUUGUUCCUCACAAGAUCCUCCGCUCGUCCACGUCUCUUAUUUGCGAUCAAAGGAUACAACGAGUGGAGCUUUUACUCGUCGCCUCAGCUGCAAAAUCCAUACGAGAAGUCUUCGUCGUCUCUUGAAGUAGCUGCCGAGUUUCACACGAACUUUCCUCCAGAGAAUAUGGCGGUUUAUCGUAACAGAAAGCCACGAUCACUUUCAUGUGGCUAUGCUUCUGGUUUGAUCUAUUUCAAUGGUAUGUGGAUCUCUGGGAAGGAUGAAAAAAGUGGAGUGCCUGUGAUAUGUAACCCUAACACGGGAGGGUAUGCGACUUUACCUAAGUUGAGAUUGAGUCGGUACAAAAUUCCGAAUAGCUUGUUCGGGUUUGAUCCCAUUGACAAGCAGUUCAAGGUAUUAUUCAUGACUAGGAACGGUGAUUAUACAAUUCUGACGCUAGGAACAACGAGGUGGAGGAAGAUCCAUUGUCCCAUAAACCAUGAGCCUUUGUCUGAAAGUAUAUGCAUCGAUGGUGUUUUGUAUUACUUAGCUGAACCGAUGUGGCCAAGGCGUUAUUCAAUAGUUUGCUUUGAUGUUAGGUCUGAGAAAUUCGAGAUUAUUUAUUACCCAGAAUACUAUUGUCAGUUGGUAAACUAUAUGGGUAAAUUAGGUUUGAUUUAUCUUGAUUAUUGUGAUGAUGAUGCCAUCGUGUUGCAUGAGUGGGUUCUAGAAGAUUUGGAGAAAAAGGAAUGGUCCGAAUAUGCCUACAUUUUGAGGGAUGAUAAGUUCUUGCAUAACGAUGUUUCGGUUGUUGGAGUGACUGCUACGGGUGAAAUUGUUUUGUCGAUGACCCGUUAUACAUCAAAACAACCGUUUUAUGUUUUCUACUUCAAUCCCAAAACGAAGACUCUCCGUAGUGUUGAAAUCAAAGGUCUUGGAGCUGGUCAUAAUGAAGAGUAUGGUGAGAACUUUAGUGUUCACACUUUUGUCAACCAUGUAGAGGAUCUUAAUGCCAACGAUGGGAAGCUGCUCAAGUCAAGCAUAUAUGGUCAAUACGUGAAGACAGAAGAAAAGUAUCAUUGUGAGGAUAAAGAUGGAGAAUAUGAUAAUAAUUAUGUUGAUGAAGGAAGAGACCAAUAUGAUUAUGAUUCUGGAGAUGACUAUCGCCGUCGAUAUACAUGGGAUUAUGGUUAUGAUUAUGUAUAUGAAUAUGGAGAUGGAGAUGAAUCAGAAGAAGGAGAGAUGGAAAAUGAGAGGGAGAAGAAGAAGAAUACGAAGAAGGUGAAGGUGAAAGAGAAGAAGAAGGUGAAGCAUCCGAAUCAGAAGGGGAAGCAACAUAAGAGAUUGCACACGGAUGCAAAGGAGGAAGCUGCAACAAGAACAAUGUAG
Microthlaspi erraticum is the source of this 1500-nucleotide messenger RNA. The record is from the annotation of a GenBank genome assembly. Lineage: Eukaryota; Viridiplantae; Streptophyta; Magnoliopsida; Brassicales; Brassicaceae.